Messenger RNA from Struthio camelus australis, 9090 nucleotides. NCBI's taxonomy places the organism in Eukaryota, Metazoa, Chordata, Aves, Struthioniformes, Struthionidae. The record is from RefSeq and is a predicted model, not a curated record.
AUGACGUCGGCUUCCGUUGAACUAGGGCUCAAUCUGAAUUUUUUCUACGCUUCAUGCAGAGUCGUAUUUCUUCUUGUGGGAGCUCCAAAAGCAAACACUACCCAGCACAACAUUAUAGAAGGAGGCCAAGUGCUCAAAUGUAACUGGAAUUCAAACAGAAACUGCCAGCCAAUUAUAUUUGACUCCACAGGCAACAGAGAUUUUGCUCCUGAUGAUCCUUUGGAAUUUAAGUCUCAUCAGUGGUUUGGAGCCUCUGUGAGAUCCAAAAAUGAUAAAAUUCUGGCCUGUGCCCCCUUGUAUCAUUGGAGAACUGAAACAAAGCAAGAGAGGGAGCCUGUAGGAACGUGUUACCUGCUUGCUGGAUCUAAAGCUGUGGAGUAUGCACCCUGCAGGUCUACCAUUAUUGAUGCGGAUGGACAAGGAUUUUGUCAAGGUGGAUUUAGUAUUGAUUUUACAAAGGGAGACAGAGUUCUGCUUGGAGGGCCUGGAAGUUUUUACUGGCAAGGCCAACUUAUUUCUGAUCGAGUGGCAGAGAUUGUGGCUAAGUAUGACUCAAAAAUCUACAGUACGAAGUAUGAUGACCAGUUAGCAACCCGACCGGCUAGUGCUGCUUUUGAUGACAGCUACUUGGGCUAUUCGGUGGCUGUCGGAGACUUCAGUGGUGAUGGCAUAGAAGACUUUGUAUCGGGAGUCCCAAGAGCAGCAAGAACUCUGGGCAUGGUGUCUAUUUACAAUGGGAGAAACAUGUCCUCUAUGUACAACUUCACUGGAGAGCAGAUGGCUGCCUAUUUUGGGUAUUCCGUGGCCGCCACAGAUAUCAAUGGGGAUAAUUAUACAGAUUUGUUUAUUGGAGCCCCUCUCUUUAUGGAUCGAGGUUCUGAUGGGAAACUUCAAGAGGUCGGCCAAGUUUCCAUUUGCCUUCAGCGAGCCUCUGGAGGGUUUCAGAUCACGAAGCUGAAUGGUUUUGAGAUAUUUGCAAGAUUCAGCAGUUCUAUUGCACCUCUGGGUGAUCUAGAUCAGGAUGGCUUCAAUGAUAUUGCGGUUGCUGCACCAUAUGGUGGAGAGGACAAGAGAGGGCUUGUUUAUAUCUACAAUGGAAGAGCAACUGGUUUGAAUGCGGUCCCAUCUCAGGUUCUUGAAGGGCAAUGGGCAGCUCGCACUAUGCCACCCAGCUUUGGGUACUCACUGAAAGGAGCCACAGAUGUGGACAAAAAUGGAUAUCCAGAUCUGAUUGUUGGAGCGUUUGGUGUUGACGCCGCUGUUCUGUAUAGGGCUAGACCAGUCAUCAGAGUAAAUGCUGCCCUGGAAGUUAAUCCAACCAUUCUGAAUCCAGAAAACAAAGCCUGUUCGCUGUCAGAUGUGAAAGUUUCUUGCUUUAAAGUGAAGUUCUGCUUAAAAGCGGAUGGCAAAGGGGGACUCCCUAAUUCACUCAAUUUCCAAGUGGAGCUGCUGUUGGAUAAACUUAAACAGAAAGGAGCUAUAAGGAGAGCUCUGUUUCUCCACAGCAAACAGCCUAGCCACUCUAAGAACAUGACUAUUACAAAGGGGGGCAAAAUGAAUUGUGAAGAACUUGAUGCCUUUUUGAGGGAUGAAUCUGAAUUUAGAGACAAACUAACUCCCAUUACUAUUUUUAUGGAAUACCGCCUGGAUUACAGAACAGCUGUUGAUGCAACAGGAUUGGCUCCUAUCCUCAACCAGUUCACUCCUGCUAAUAUGAGCAGACAGGCACAUAUUCUGUUGGACUGUGGUGAUGAUAAUAUCUGCAAACCAAAGCUGGAGGUUUCAGUAGACAGCGAUCAGAAGCGGAUCGAUAUUGGUGACGACAAUCCUCUGACACUAAUUGUCAGUGCUCAGAAUCAAGGGGAAGGAGCCUAUGAAGCAGAACUCUUCGUCAUCGUUCCACCCCAAGCAGACUUCAUUGGUGUUGUUCGAAACAGUGAGGCUUUAGCAAGACUGUCAUGUGCAUUUAAAACUGAGAAUCAAACUCGCAUGGUAGUUUGUGACCUGGGAAAUCCUAUGAAAGCAGGAACUAAGCUAUUAGCUGGCCUGCGUUUCAGCGUGCACCAGCAGUCUGAAAUGGAUACCUCCGUGAAGUUUGACUUGCAAAUCCGAAGUUCCAAUCUGUAUGACAAUCUAAGUCCAGUAACAUCCUAUCAGGUUGACCUUGCCAUUUUAGCAGCUGUUGAAAUUAGAGGUGUGUCGUCUCCUGACCACAUAUUCCUUCCUAUUGCAAAUUGGCAGCCGAAAGAAAAUCCAGAAACAGAAGAUGAUAUAGGGCCUCUAGUUCAGCACAUCUAUGAGCUGAGAAACAAUGGCCCAAGUGCUUUCAGUAAGGUGAUGUUGACUCUACAGUGGCCUUACAAAUAUAAAAACUACACACUGUUGUAUAUUGUUCAGUAUGAAAUUGAUGGUCCCAUGAACUGCACUUCUGAUAUGGAGAUCAAUCCAUUGAAAAUUAAGAUUUCUGCUUCUAAAGAUGAGGAUAAGAAUGAGACACUUAAUAGGGAAGAUAUUCGCGAUCAUCAUAUCAGUCGAAGGGAUUUAACUGCCAUUGAGGGAGACGUGCAUACUUUGGGCUGUGGAACUGCUGAUUGUUUAAAGAUAGUCUGUCAAGUUGGCCAGCUGGAAAGGGGCAAGAGUGCAAUAUUGUAUUUAAAAUCCCGUCUUUGGACCCAGACUUUCAUGAAUAAAGAAAAUCAGAAUCACUCUUAUUCUCUCAAAUCGUCUGCUUCGUUCAGUGUUAUAGAAUUCCCUUAUAAGAACCUUUCCUUUGAAGAUAUCCACAAUUCUACAAUAGUUACUACGAAUAUUACAUGGGGCAUUCAACCACAGCCUAUGCCUGUGCCAGUGUGGGUUAUAAUUUUGGCUGUCCUAGCAGGAUUAUUGCUCUUGGCUGUUCUAGUGCUUGUUAUGUACAGGAUGGGCUUCUUCAAACGUGUGAGACCGCCUCAAGAAGAACAGGAAAGAGAACAACUGCAGCCCCAUGAGAAUGGGGAAGGAACGUCAGAAGCUUAAGCAGAGUUUUAUCUGUAAGACAUUCUGAAACUUUAAAGAGCGUACAUACAUCAUUGUUACAAAAAUUGGUUUCCCUGUUAAGGAAAAAACACUCCUGACUGCGCUGCUGCCGAUGUCAAAAGGUAUCAGCACCUGCAAAAUAAGACCAACAUAUAUAAAUCCUCCCUUUGUAUUAAUCAUGUUGACACAUGUGACUAAUGCAUAUGCACUGAUUUGUGUAUUUAAAAAAAUUUAAUAGUAUGUAGUGCUAUGAUUUUGCUAAUGAAAAUGUAGGAGACAACAUCUUUUUUCAAUUCAGAGACUGGCAUUACGUGAGUUGCUACAGAGAUUUCAUUUAUACUCUUUAAGCCAGCAGCUUCUACAGAUACUUGCUGGAUUACAUGGAUUUUUGUUGUAGUACACUACACUUAAUUUCCUAGCUCAUGAAAGCUAGUUGCACAAAAACAAGCAUAGCUUGCUUUACAAAGCUGAAGAGUAUUCUUUGACCUAUUAAUUCUGCUGAUGAUUUUUCCUCCUGCUCAGAAAAUAUGAAAGAGAUUAUUCAGUGGAAUCAUUAACAUCCGAUCUCCUCUGCAUGCCAGUUCCCCUUCCUGCCUAUUCAUCUGUCCCCUGGGAUCUUACUGCCCUGUGCAGUCUCCUAUUUCUCCUCUGGGCUUCACAGAUACUGUUCUCCCAGCCCUAGGUCCCUUACCUUAAGGACUGAGGCUAUAGAAACAGAAGUGAGAGGGAGAAAGCUCCGGGGGUGUUGUACUCUCUAGGGGACCCAGUGAAAAGAUGCAGGGCAAGAUCCAGAGACUGUGCUGAGUAUUUCCAUAGAGCAGGAUAGAGAUGUCGCACAGAAUUGUUGGCAGUGUGGAUCCAUUCCGGUACUGACAGGGAUGAGAUGUUGAACAGCAGCUGCCAACAGGUGUGUCUGAUGUGAAAACCCAUAGCCUUCACGCCCACAGAUCAAACCUCCACAGGGCUUAAAGUUGAGUUUGUGUAUUACUUGGGUUGACCUUCCAUCUCUGGCAAAAUAAUAGAGAGAAUAUUGGUGACAGGUUACCUGAUACACCCUGGGGAAGCUGCUAAUAAUUUGCACGUUCUGUAGCUGACCUUGUCCCAAGUGCAGGAUUGAGUACUACAGAGACUGUUUAGACUACGCUAUCUGCCAGCCAAACGUACCCAGAUUACGUUAGUACUUUAGCAGUGCCCACCCCUGCCCUGCCACCUGCCCUGAAAGAAUAGUCAACUUGUCAAUGAAGCAGCGUGGAAGGAUUUGAUUAGGAAAGGUUGAUUUGGCUUGUUUAAUGUUAAUCUUGCACAAAAGACUCCAUUUCAUUACCACAAAAGACACUAAGUAUUUUCUGUUUCAUUGUUGGCUUUUAAAUGUACUAAAAUUGGAUCCAAAAACUUCAGUGAAUUAAAGCCAAGCGCUUGAAUCUUUCUUAACUUACUUCCCUCAAUAUUGGUAUAGUAAAAUGAAGCCUCCUAUACUUACGAAAGAACAACACAAGAAGGGGGUCUGUAUGCAUUUUGAUAACCAUGUAACUGCUAGUUAGUAGAUUAGUUGGCUUGUAACCACAUGUAGCUGUGCUGCAGAAAUCUUAGAGUGGACAUACUUUAGCUAGUACAAAAGUGCCUUAUUUGAGAUUCGUUUAUUCUCCAUUCAAAAAGGAGAAUAAACGACGUUGUGGACUCCUUAAAUGAAGCCACAUACGGAAUGGAAGGCUUCUACUAUAAUUAUACCAUUGUAAUUUCUAAGCUAACAAGCUCUUAGAGGGACAAAAACUCUUUUUGGUUCGGUUUGUGUUUGUAUUGCGUUUUUUUUUUGUUCAAAGCUGCAUCUUUCCCAUAAAUAGCGCAAUGCUCAGUAAACCCAGAAUUAUCUGAAAUGAACAGUUCAAUUCAUCCUUCAUUACUUCAUACUUUCUGAGAUUUAAAAUCCACGAAUGACUUUCACUGUUAAGUCCACUCAUUUUCACUGUACUUUAAUGGCGUUUGAGUCAUUAAGGGAGACAGCACAAAGUUAACGUGAGGGCCAAUUUGUAUUUUAGAUAUAGGCUUGCACGUUUAUCUAUUUACGUGUUUGUGUUUUAGACAAUUUCUUUAGUUUAUAUGGGAGGGUAUAGGGCAAAAUUCUGGUUCCACUGAAUUUUCAAGGUUGUCAGUAUGGUCAAGGUUUCAUUCUUGCCUUUACUUCUCGUAUUGUUACUACUAAUGUAGUAGAGACUCAGGAGUCGGGCUUUGAUCCUUGCCUUAAAGUGUGACUUUUACAAAACAGUUUCAUUUCACGGGCUUCUAGGCUUUCAGUUGCAUACAUACGGCAACAUACUUUGCCAGCUGAUUAUCUCUAUGGGAGAGGAUCGAUUUUACUCGGUCUCAGUCGUAGUAAGUUAAGAGGUUUAAGAUGCUGUCAGUAGACAGGUAAUAGCUCUAAUUCUUACCUGUGUGCUUUUGUUACGUGUGCACACUGAGUUGACUUGAAAUUCGUUAGACUACUACAUGUCUAGGCAUUAUAAGGAGAUGGGGAGGGAAGAAAAAGGAUGGUUAAAAUUCCUUCGGCUUACGUGGAAGGGAUACCCCAGCCCUGUUAACAUCAGUGCUAACUACAUCUUAAUUUUGCUGUGGCAACUAGAAACCUUUUGCUAUGUUUCAGGAUAGAAAGGUACAUUUUAUUGGUACAACUGCUGUAGCUAUGGAAAGUUUCUUCUGCGCAUUGAAAUUACAUAAAGUAAGACUUUAAUUUAAGUGAUUUUUAUUUUCUUACAUUCUACUAGAAAAUAAAAUAAUUGCUUCUCCAUGUCCACAUGAACACAAAUAUAAUGUCUCAAAUUCAGUUUAAAAUUACAUCUGAGUUUAGGAGAGAUUCUGAACAAAAUGCUUUCCUGAAUGGGGAUGGGAGUGAAGGGAAAUCUUUGGUUUUACAUUCUAGUUUGGCAGUAAGAUUACAGAAUAUAUACGCACUUGUGUUACUAUAGAUUUCCCAGUGGCUUACAGGCACUGAUGCAUUCUUAUAAGCAAAUAUUUUAGAGUGAUGUUGAAACUUUUAAAGAAACCUUUAAAAAUGUAUUUUGGAGUGAAAUGAAUGCCCCUAAGUCAAAAGUGAUGUGCGUAAGAUGCAUAUUGCAAGCAUAAUAAAAGACAAGUAUGGUAGUAGAUAAUUGACUUAGUCGUCUUUUGAGAGAGUUAUCUUAGGCAAACAUAGCUUAAUGUAUAUAAAAUCAGCAAUUAUGUAAUUUUACCCUAUGGAAACAUUUUAGAGAGCUAGAUCUUUUAUAAUGAAAUACAAAAUUCUACAACUAGUCCAGUUUGCAAUUAUUGCAGCAUCUCAUGAUGCAUAUUAAAAGAUGAUUUAUAUUGUAAGAUGUGUAUUAUCUGGUACUAUAUUUGACAAUACUUAGAAAAUGUAAAGAGAGGAACCUAUUUUAUAAGUUUACAUUUCUUUCAAGAAACGCUACCAAAUUCUGGAUUCGUUCUUGAGCGUGACUGCAAAGUCAAAACAUGGGAUACAUUUAUCAAAAUAAGUUGAAAUCUUUGAGACAUAUUCACAGAUGUUAGUAUCAAGCUUAUGGAUUGUAUUUGCCCCAUUUUUCUGUUUAAAAUUUUGAUUUACAUGCUGAUCUUUGAUUCACAUAAUGCUUAUGAAAUUUUCUUACAAUUUGUAACACUUGUCCUUUCUUUAUAAAUUCCAAGCAAACAUUUUGAAUACUUAAUGCUUUCUGAAAUUGUAUCCACGCUUAACUAGUCUUUAUGAUAAACUUUCACGGGUAUAUUUCAAAAAUAUUUCGGCUGUAUUCAGCAUGUUCUUGGUACUUGGAAGGAUUCAUGUUGCACUUUCAAAGGAGUAUAGCAAUAGACCUGUGUUCAGAAAAAAUGCAAAGACCUGUGCAACUGUUCCUGAAGAGUGAGAGAAGACUUCCAGCAUUCCAAGCCCAAAGGCUUCCACCUUUUGAGGGAAUGAGAGAUUUUUUGCACCAUUCUGGUCUGCUGAUGGAUAUCCUGGCGUAGGUGCUGCAGUAUUUUUUUUUUUUUUUCCCCGCACCCUUAUGAGUAGUCACAGAUUAGCAUUAGCCCAGUGAAAAUCUGUUCGGCUUCUGUCUGCGGUCUAGGCUGAGGCCUAUUCCUCAUAGUUUAAUGAAGCCACUGAAAACCUGACAUUAAUUUCAGCUGGCUUUGAAUUAGGCCCUUGGUGUUCAAUGCUGACUGUUAAUACGAAAAAUAUAGGAUUUUUUAAAAGGAAAGCGGAAAUCCAAAAUGAAAAGGAAGAUGGCAGCCUAUAGAUUUGUUGAGCCUUCUGCAAAGAAAGAUUUUUUUCAAUUGUCUGUUUCUGAGGUAGGAAGAACUCAUUAGUUCGGUUGUUGGUGGCCUCUAUCACGAAGAAAUGCCAAUGCUUGGGAGCAUGAUCACAUACUGAGCUCUAAUAAUUCUCAUUGACUUCAGUGGGACCUGAACUCUUUGGUACUGAAUCUCCCAAAUGCAAUACAACGUUAUUAUCAGAUCUAGUUCACUGCCAAGUCAUUUGUUAAUUUUCGUUUGUCUAAUAAGGGAUGUAGUAUUUGUUGACUGGCAGUGGUCGAUAUUUUUAAGGACAUUAACAAAACCAGCGUAUUAAACUGAGGUGAUAAAUGAAUGCUUGUAGGAAGUUUUUGAUCACCCACAUUGGGUGAGACAUGAUGUAUAUUCUAAUGCUUAUCCAUUACUGAAUCUUGAGUUACUGAGAAUUGGUACAAUGUUCCUCUUUAAGUCCACUGUGGAAAAUUUGACUUAGAGACUAUAUAAUAAUGUGUUUGAGUCUAGUGCUACUACUGUUUCAUAUGGUUAUGGUAUCUAGAAUUUCAUUGUAUUUUCUCCAGUGUAUAAAAUUAAAAAAUAAUAACAAAGGAAAUUUAGGCUUAUAUGCAUUGACCUCCACGUAUUUUGCAUUAACAUUGACUAACUUGGCCCUUGGCUUUUGCAAAGUAAAUGAAGAUUUAAUGUAGCAUUUGAGUCUGCAAAAAUCAUUUUCAGGUUUAUGUGGCCCUUUCUAUUCCAUGAAGGAAAGAGAUUUGUUACGAUACAAAUAUUUUGAAAAUGUAACAGUUUAUUUCUUCAUAGCAGAAUUUUGUGCAUGGAUUUUUGCUCGUGCGUUAAAUUAGUAUAGCUUUGUUUGCAUAAGCAGGAAAAUUAACUUACUAACAGGAUAGCUGCAUUUUGGGUUUCUUAGUCAUGUCAUAUAUUUAAUGAAACAAACAGGAAUAUUUUCAGCAACUAUGAACUUGUUUCAAAGGCCUUUGGUACAUUUAAAGAGAGCAAUAUACAUUUGAAGCCACCUUAUUUUUAUUAAAAUAUAAAUCUUGCAAAAAAAAAAAAAUGUGGGUAUUGUAGCACAGUAAUUUUGUAUUGAUAUCAAAUAUAGCUAUUAAGCUAUGGUUUUCUUUUCAACUCAUUCUUUUCAUCCUAAUUCAAAUUUAAAAUGAUUUUAUUAGGUUAUAUUUUCAUAUAAAUGUUUUCAAUUUUGAAAUAUUAUGAUUGGAUAAACAGUUUGAGAAAUGUUCUUGUAAGUAUUACGUUGAUUUUGGUGAUAAGAAUUUUGGAAUAAAAUACCUCUGAAUUAACAGGUCUUCUCUGAAUCUUUUCCAGGAAUAUUCAUUUUUUUUUCCAUAUAUUUAAUUCAGCUGAAAAUAUUUCAUUAUACAUGUCUGUAACCCACAGUAAUCUACUAAAUAUGAAAAGAUCUCAUCACGUUACUUUUACCUUCUCAGCUAAAAGAGCAUGUAUUAACCUCGAGUCAAAAGGAUUUGUAACCACGAGCAAGAAAGAGAUCUGUUCAGAAAUUGUUUUCUCUCAUCAUCAGAAGACAAUUUCCUAAGAAUUUCUGUAUGCCAAGAGUAAUUUGUUCAGAUUUCAUAGUUGUCUCAUCACUGUGGAAGAUGGUUAUUUUUUGCCCUUUUCCCUAUUUCAGGAAAAUUCUGAAAUAGAUGGUAUUUCUUUUCUUGUUGUAUUAUUAGACUAAUUUAAUCUCUGAGUGUUUUGAAUUCUUUCUAGUUCAUCUUUGUGAGUGAAUAGAUAGUAAAUAUUUUGCUCGUCAAAAUAAAGGGGUACACUUUCAUUUUC